GGUACGAAAUGCUAGCUCGUUGAUAUUCUAGGCCGCUGGGUUCAGAGUACUAGUAAAAAUUAAAUAUACUUACAAGCUUGAUCAAGCUCCUCCUUCAAAUCUUUCUUUAAUUCUUCAGAGAGCUUUCAUAUUAUUCAGAAAAGUUUCGGCUACGAAGAGAUUCAAGACUUGAAUGAUUGUUAAGGAGGAAGAGAUGGCGAAUCUGUUAGAAAGUAAUGGAGCUGUCGAGAAAAAGACUCAAGUAGUUUUUGAGGCAGAUGAAGAUACAUAUGACGGUGUGAAGGUGCAAAUCAAUGAGCUAAUGGAUUCUAACCACUUCGUUACUAUGCUUAGAGCUUCAAUAUCACAAUGGAGAAAACAGGGAAAAAGGGGUGUUUGGAUUAAAUUGCCUAUAGAACAUGCCAACCUAGUUAAUGCUGCAGUCAAGCAAGGAUUUUGGUAUCACCACGCAGAGCCAACAUAUUUGAUGCUUGUAUAUUGGAUUCCUGAAAUUCCACAUAUUAUUCCUGCAAAUGCUUCUCACAGAAUUGGUAUUGGAGCUCUUGUCAUGAAUGAUAAUGGAGAGGUACUAGUAGUCCAGGAAAGAAAUGGGGCAUUCAAGGGAACAGAGGUUUGGAAAAUGCCUACAGGUGUUGUUGAUGAGGGGGAAGAUAUAUGUGAUGCUGCUGUAAGAGAAGUGCAAGAAGAAACCGGAAUCAAAGCAGAAUUUCUAGAGCUACUUGCAUUCAGGCAAAGCCAUAAAUCAUUCUUCGGGAAGUCCGAUUUGUUCUUUGUUUGCAUGUUGAAACCACUCUCUUAUAAGAUCCAGAAGCAAGAUUCUGAAAUUAAGGGAGCACAGUGGAUGCAUAUGGAGGAAUAUGCAGCUCAACCUUUUGUAAAGAAGCAUGAGAUGUUCAAUAAAAUAGCAGAGAUUUGCUUAGCUAAAAAGAAGAACAAAUACAACGGCUUCUCCAAAGAGCUCAUGACUUCUGCAUUUUCUGCAAAAAAGAGUUAUCUAUACUUCAACCAAUAGCAAUUAACAUUAUCUUAAAGGGUUGAAUUGACAGAUUUCCUUUAUUCAACCGAAUCAAAGAGGUUACUGGUCAAGUUCAACUUCACACAAAAUAAUGUGAUCACCAAGCAAAUUAAUUAUCAUAUCUUUCCUUGUUUUCCUUUAUUUGUUAUUCUUGUCACAAUUGAAGAAGUUCUCAAUUGGCUUUGCUAAAAGUUCAUAAGCAUUUAUGUUUUCUUAGAAUUACAAAAAGAAAAACAAAAAAGUCAAUUACAUGAAUUGGUACUUUAGUAGUACUAUGUUGCAUGAAUCAUUGCUUUAAAAGGCGAUUGACAUGGA
Nicotiana tabacum (common tobacco) is the source of this 1330-nucleotide messenger RNA. Its product is annotated as nudix hydrolase 10. Lineage: Eukaryota; Viridiplantae; Streptophyta; Magnoliopsida; Solanales; Solanaceae. Gene Ontology annotation, molecular function: NAD binding; NADH pyrophosphatase activity; ADP-ribose diphosphatase activity. The record is from RefSeq and is a predicted model, not a curated record.